Cicer arietinum (chickpea) is the source of this 2157-nucleotide messenger RNA. Its product is annotated as cytochrome b561 and DOMON domain-containing protein At2g04850-like. The record is from RefSeq and is a predicted model, not a curated record. Lineage: Eukaryota; Viridiplantae; Streptophyta; Magnoliopsida; Fabales; Fabaceae.
GAUAAAACUAGAAAAUAAAAUUGUCACAAAAACUUGAUGUCUGUGUGUGUGUGUGUGUUUGUCCACCAAACGCAUAGAAUACUUACUAUAUGGCUUUCCUUCAAAGUUAAGCAAAAAAUAAAUUCACUUAUGUUCUCAAAAUCCAUUAUGGCAUUUACAUUACAUUACACUCUUCCUCUGAAGACAUCAUUACAAAACAUAAAUGGCUUACAAAAAGCUCUAGAAAACAACAUAAACAAUCUACUAAUCUGAAAUUCUCACUCCAUCAUAUAACACCACUAUGUUUCUUGUUUAUCUCUUCCUCCUCCAAUUGUGCUCCCUUCCCCAUAUUAGUUUUUCAUCUCACUGUACCACUGAAACCUCCACUAAAACCUUCCAAAAAUGUAUGAACCUUCCCACCCAACAGGCCUCCAUAGCAUGGACAUUUUACCCUUUUAACUCUACAUUAGAACUAGUAUUCUUUGGAACCUUCAUUUCACCUUCUGGGUGGGUUGGAUGGGGCAUCAACCCCACUUCACCUGAGAUGACAGGAACGCGUGCUUUAAUCUCCUUUCCGGACCCAAAUACAGGCCAAAUAGUCCUACUCCCUUACAUCCUAGACCCUAAUGUCAAGUUCCAAAAAUCUCCUCUACUCUCUCAACCGCUUGACACCCACCUCCUCUCUUCCACGGCAGUCAUGUAUGGUGGCAAAAUGGCUACCAUACACGAUGGAGCUCCCAUCCAAAUCUAUGCCACACUCAAAUUAGUAUCAAACAAAACCACAAUCCACCUUGUUUGGAACCGAGGGCUUUAUGUUCAAGGAUACUCGCCUACUAUUCAUCCAACCACAUCAAUUGACCUCUCUUCCAUUGCCACGGUUGAUGUGCUGUCAGGUUCAUCUGCUCCUCAACACUCAGACCUUACAAUGCUGAGAGUGGUUCACGGCACCAUGAAUGCCAUCUCGUGGGGAAUUCUCUUGCCAAUGGGAGCAAUAACUGCACGUUACUUUAGACACAUUCAGGCACUAGGCCCUGCAUGGUUCUAUGCUCAUGCAGGAAUACAAUUGUUUGCUUUCAUUCUCGGAACCGUGGGGUUCGCCAUUGGCAUUCGCCUCGGGGAACUGUCGCCGGGAGUGGAGUACGGGCUGCACAGGAAGCUUGGAAUCGCCGUGUUUUGCCUUGGAGCUUUGCAGACUUUGGCCUUGUUGUUUAGGCCGAAUGCUAGGAACAAGUUCAGGAAGUAUUGGAAAUCGUACCACCACUUUGUUGGGUAUUCUUGCGUAGUGCUUGGGUUUGUGAAUGUGUUUCAAGGGUUUGAAGUGAUGGGGGCCAGCAGGUCCUAUGCCAAGUUGAGUUACUGUUUGGGACUUUCGACUCUGAUCGGAGUUUGCAUAUCUUUGGAGGUGAACUCUUGGGUGGUGUUCUGUAGGAAAUCUAAGGAAGAGAAGAUGAGGAGAGAGGGACUAAUCGGAACUUCGGACAAAGGGAGUAGUGGCAUCCACACUUGAGAGAGAAUACAUACAUGCAAACUUUGUAGCUGAAAAAUGGUGGAUGAGAAUAUAUAAUGUUGCUCCACUUUUUGUUAUGAGUAAAUAUAUAAUUUGGUGCUGAAAAAUGUUGCUUGUGUUAUUUUAGUCCCUAAAGUUUCUUUUAUAAAAUGAAAUUGUCAAUAACCUGAGAGUUUUGAGAACAAAGUUAUAUAGAUGGAAAUCUUUGGCAACCAAAGCAAGUAAUAUCUUUGAGGGACCAAAUUAUAUAUUUACUCCAUUUUGUUAUUAAUCCAUUUACCAUUAUAGUUGAAACAUGUUUGCUUCCACUUCAGAGUUAUGCUUUUAUAACCAACUGUGGAUGGCACAGUUGGUUGGACCUUCCACUCACACCUCCUGUGACUUGGGUUCAACUCUGGAAUUUUGCAAUUGAUAGAUUAUACGUAAAUUCCAUUGUGAAUUCUCAAUGAGGUUGUUGAUUCUCCUUGACCUUGUUUGAGGGUGUGCCUCCCCUAAUCUAAUUUACUUAAUCAAAGAGUUAUGCUUUUAUAGACAGGUGUACUUGGAUUUACUAUUUCUGGGUCUGAGUUCUUCUUAGUUAUUUGCUUGAAAAUUUAGUUGGGUUGUUGAAUGUUGAAUAUAUGUGAUAUUUGGAAACUGUUGUUAAUAAAGAAUUACAGAUUUUCCAUUAA